UUCAUCUCUCUAAAAUAUCCAACAAGACCCCACACCAACCAAUAUUUAAAUUGGAGCAAAAGCAAUUGCCCGCACUGGUGCUCACCUUUCUCCCAAGCUCAAUCCAAAAGCCCUCACAAAAACCCUAGUCAUCUGCGCCUCCCCUCCACAAAACCCUAAUCAUCUUAAGAAAAAAAAUGGGUCGCCGCAAAGGCAACAACACAACUCAAACCUCGACGAGCUCUUCGAACAAAUUCGAAGGAACCAAGAUUCGUUUCCAAGACCCCGACGACGAGGAAGCCGCUACUGACAGCUCCAAUCUCGACGAUUCAAUCGUUGCCGUUGAUAAAGCUACUGAAGAUGUCUCCAUGGGAGAACCCGACGUUUCCUUUGUUGAUUGCGACGGCGAUGAUGAUAAAACCAGUGCUGAUUAUUACUUUGAUUCGUACUCUCACUUCGGUAUUCAUGAAGAAAUGCUCAAGGAUGUAGUGCGAACCAAGACUUAUCAAAAUGUUAUUUAUCAGAAUAAGUUUCUAUUCCAGAACAAAAUAGUUCUUGAUGUGGGAGCUGGAACUGGAAUUUUGUCCCUGUUUUGUGCAAAAGCAGGGGCAGCACAUGUUUAUGCUGUUGAAUGCUCUCAUAUGGCUGAUAUGGCUAAACAAAUUGUAGAAACAAAUGGCUUGUCUGAUGUUGUCACAGUUUUGAAAGGAAAGAUUGAAGAAAUCGAGCUUCCUGUUGCAAAUGUAGACAUUAUUAUAUCAGAGUGGAUGGGCUACUUUUUAUUGUUCGAGAAUAUGUUGAAUACAGUGUUAUAUGCCCGUGAUAAAUGGCUUGUCAAUGAUGGAAUUGUGCUACCAGAUAAAGCUUCUCUUUACUUGACAGCAAUUGAGGAUGCAGAGUACAAAGAUGACAAGAUCGAAUUUUGGAAUAAUGUUUAUGGCUUUGACAUGAGUUGCAUCAAAAAGCAAGCUAUGAUGGAACCUCUUGUUGACACGGUUGACCAGAAUCAAAUUGUGACGAAUUGCCACCUUCUAAAGACAAUGGAUAUCUCCAAGAUGGCUCCUGGGGAUGCUUCUUUCACUGCACCUUUUAAGCUUGUUGCACAACGUGAUGAUUACAUCCAUGCUUUUGUUGCAUAUUUUGAUGUAUCAUUUACCAAGUGCCACAAAUUGAUGGGCUUCUCUACAGGACCAAGAUCGCGAGCUACCCAUUGGAAGCAAACAGUCCUGUACCUAGAGGAUGUGCUAACCAUUUGUGAAGGGGAGGCAAUAAUUGGUAGCAUGACUGUUGCACCAAACAAGAAGAAUCCCCGAGAUGUCGAUAUAAUGGUCAAAUAUUCAUUGAGUGGUCGACGUUGUGUGAUUUCAAAAGUUCAAUUAUAUAAGAUGCGCUGAUUUUGUUGGAGUAUUCAUCACGACUAAGUAUCUGCAACAUAUCCAUAAUUUUAUGGCAUUGGCUAAAGAAUGAAGCUGCCGCUCCUAUUUAAUAUAUCUGUAUUCGAGUAGUCCUUAAUUUCCUUAGAAUGAGACGCUUAUAAAUUGGUUCUUUCUUCUAGAAUUGAAUUACAA
Messenger RNA from Durio zibethinus, 1547 nucleotides. RefSeq names its product protein arginine N-methyltransferase 1-like. Gene Ontology annotation, cellular component: nucleus. Gene Ontology annotation, biological process: peptidyl-arginine methylation, to asymmetrical-dimethyl arginine; chromatin remodeling. NCBI's taxonomy places the organism in Eukaryota, Viridiplantae, Streptophyta, Magnoliopsida, Malvales, Malvaceae. Gene Ontology annotation, molecular function: protein-arginine N-methyltransferase activity; histone methyltransferase activity. The record is from RefSeq and is a predicted model, not a curated record.